Seriola aureovittata is the source of this 1142-nucleotide messenger RNA. RefSeq lists its product as uncharacterized. The transcript is spliced from 3 exons. The coding region runs from base 172 to 819 and encodes 215 amino acids. NCBI's taxonomy places the organism in Eukaryota, Metazoa, Chordata, Actinopteri, Carangiformes, Carangidae. The record is from RefSeq and is a predicted model, not a curated record.
AACCUCCUGAUUCCACUUGAAGGCAUCAGUCGGCCACUGCAAGCUAAAGGUGAGUACAGAACCACAGUACCUUUAUUUCUCUGUGCACAGACCCAACAGCAUCAGUUACUAAACACUCAAAGAGCAUUUGAUAGUAUUUUUUUUUAAGGUUUUGUGUUUUUCUUUCAGAGAAUGAGGAUCCAAAUUAUGUUCCUGGUCUUUGCUUUUGUGGCUGCGAUCAAUGCAGCGCCAACACAAAACAGUGCUGCACAAGCCAAAGCUGAUUCAGUCAAACUCGAGGAGGUUAACAUUGAUGAGCUAAAGAAUGAUCCCACAUUAGCAGGCCUAGCUAAAGAUUUGAAAGCCCAGGAAAAAGCCUUGGGACCUGAGUUCAAUGAGAAGGCCUUGGAAAACGAGGUGCUCCUGAAGAAAGCUUUCGAAGACGAAGUGUUCAAUGAGAAGACCUUAGAAGAUCAGGUGCUCAACGAGGCUGCUCUGAAAGAGGAUGUGCUCAUGGAACACGUUUUCGAAGAUGAAGAGCUCACGGAGGCGCUUGUGGAGAGCGCCCUGGAAGAUGAGGAGCUCAUGGAGAUGCUCAUCGAGAGCGCUCUUGAGGAUGAGUUCCUCAGAGAGAAGGCCAUGGAAGAGGAAGUGCUCAAUGCGGAGGGUUUGGGAGAUGAGGUGGUUAAAGAGAAGGCUUUGGAUGGUGAGGUGUUCACUGAGGAGGCCAUGGAAAAGGAGGUGAAGAACGGUUUGGAAGAGGAGGCGUCCAAGAUGAAAAUCAGUCCCAAGGAUAUUAAACCGGAACAGUUGGAAGCUGAACUGCCUCAUGUUGAAUAAGCAGAGAAAGAUGAACCCCUCACAACAUUCGCAGCUCUCCAACACCUGAUCUCCAGCACCAAGGGCAUCAUCACCGCCAUCUCCUUUACAAUGACAACAAAUGGUAUUAGAGCAUUAAAACCAAUUGAAGUAUUGUCUUACAGUAAUGGGAUUCAGUAAAAGCCUUUGACGACAUGAAAUGAAUUGUGUUUGUCUGUUUCAAUAUUAGCAUUUUUUUGUGCCUUUUACUGUGUGUGUGUGUGUGUGUGUGUGUGUCAGGUAUUUAUUAAUUCAUGACAAACGACUACAAAUUAGCAUUUUCUGUAUCUUUCCAAUAUUUUGAU